Messenger RNA from Dioscorea cayenensis subsp. rotundata (Guinea yam), 809 nucleotides. Its product is annotated as PRKR-interacting protein 1. Gene Ontology annotation, cellular component: nucleolus. The transcript is spliced from 2 exons. The record is from RefSeq and is a predicted model, not a curated record. Gene Ontology annotation, molecular function: double-stranded RNA binding; protein kinase binding; protein kinase inhibitor activity. Lineage: Eukaryota; Viridiplantae; Streptophyta; Magnoliopsida; Dioscoreales; Dioscoreaceae. Gene Ontology annotation, biological process: negative regulation of protein kinase activity. The coding region runs from base 69 to 620 and encodes 183 amino acids.
AAAAACCUCCACCACAUUUGAAACCCUAAUCGGAGAUCGUCGCCGGAAAGAGUUCGUCGCGCUCCACAAUGUCGACACCGUCGAGAGAAAGCGGCGCCGGAGGCGAGGGAUCGGUUGGCGACCUCAUGCUCGUUGCAGCAGGGGCGUCAUCCCAGAAGGCCGGGGACAAGGCUGGCACGCUGGUGGAGUACGGGAAGGGCGGGGGCGGCGGCGUGCUGAUGAGGGAGGAUGAAGAGGAACUCGAGGUCAAGCUCCGCCGCAUUAUUGAUAACGUUCCUGUUCGCGUCAGCAACACCUCCGGCUCUUCCGCCGGCUCUGGCUCCGGCGACUUCCAUCAGUACCGACAAAUGCGAAGGAAAGAACAAGAUCGUCUUGCAAGAAUGGACUCAGAUUACCAAAGGAGGAAACAAUUAGCUGAGUUCAAUUUGAGGAGAGAGGAACGAUUGAAGGCUGCAGAAGAACGAACGUCAAAGAAACGUUUGAAACGGCAGAAGAAAAAGCAAAAGCGGAAAGAGAAGAAAAGCAAAACUGAUACUGGUAGCGAAGAACAGCACAACGAUAAAAAUAACUCAGAAGAUGAUGAAAAUGAUGAUGACGAUGAUGAUGAGCUAAAGCAGUGAGAUUGUACUAUUGUAUUGUUAAAUAUAUGUAACUCAUCGAACUAAUUUGUUUAUCGAUCAUACAAGAUAUUUGAUCCAAGUUGUUUCUUGGCCUAUAUUGUUGCAUAUCAUGCAAGUGACAUGAUGUUCACUGUAUGGUUGAUGGCAUUGAUGUUCAUAAUUUAACUACUUAAUUCCAUGUUAACUAGA